Bombina bombina (fire-bellied toad) is the source of this 1025-nucleotide messenger RNA. It is a transcript of the gene CDA, whose product is annotated as cytidine deaminase. Gene Ontology annotation, cellular component: cytosol. The coding region runs from base 385 to 867 and encodes 160 amino acids. The transcript is spliced from 4 exons. NCBI's taxonomy places the organism in Eukaryota, Metazoa, Chordata, Amphibia, Anura, Bombinatoridae. The record is from RefSeq and is a predicted model, not a curated record. Gene Ontology annotation, molecular function: cytidine deaminase activity; zinc ion binding.
UUUCCUUGGGACUCCUCUCAGGACACAUAUAUAGGACAGAGGCAACAUAUAAAAUAGACUUAGCACCACCCUGCAUCAUACAAGCAAUUUAAGGAGAGUCCCUUAUAAAGCAGUCACAGUGUAAAGGAACAUCUUUUAAAUCAACAUAAAUCACUAGAUUUAUACAUAUACACUGGUUAGCUUAGAGUGUAGCACAUUCACACAUUUCUGAAUGCUACUAUAUAAUUAUGUAUUUAUAUUAACAUGAAACUGAAAGUAUAUUCUAUGCAUACAUUUAACACACACCACUAAUUUGAGAGGACUGAUCAUUACCUAUUAAUUGAUACAAAAAAACCUAUAAAAUUCAUACACACAUAUUUGGAUCCCCAGGACAAGCCAUUGAAGAUGACUCACAAUCAAUGCAAUGUGAAUGGUUUUGUGGAAUCCAAUUCCAAGGGGUGUCUCAGUGACACAGUUUCAAACCUAGAACCAGAAGUGAUCCAGAGACUUGUGAACAAGAGCCAGGAAGCAAAAACCUACGCUCAUUGCCCCUACAGCAACUUUAGAGUGGGAGCUGCACUACUGGCAAGUGAUGGAAAAAUAUAUCUGGGCUGCAAUGUAGAGAACGCGUGUUACACGCUGGGAAACUGCGCAGAGCGCACCGCCAUCCAGAAGGCUGUGUCUGAGGGUAACAAGCAGUUCCUAGCAAUUGCUAUUGCCAGUGAUGUGGAGGACGAGUUUAUUACUCCAUGUGGUGCCUGCAGACAAGUUAUGAGAGAGUUUGGAUCUAAUUGGGACGUUUUCCUUACAAAGCCGAAUGGGACAUUUAUCACAACAACUCUACAUCAGCUGCUGCCAAUGUCCUUUGGACCAGAGAAUCUAAAGUAGAUGUGAAAAAGAGGAAUAAAAGUCCAUAUAUUGUAUUAUUUAUUUUAUGCAGAAACAUGAAUUAUGAUUUUACCCUUUGCUGUAAAAGGUUUAAAAAAAAAGUUGUCAGUAAUAUGUACAAAUUCCUUAAUACUAAAAUACAUGUCAUGGUCAUGUGA